This is a messenger RNA of Coturnix japonica (Japanese quail), 835 nucleotides long. RefSeq names its product phosphomevalonate kinase (gene PMVK). Gene Ontology annotation, cellular component: cytoplasm. Gene Ontology annotation, molecular function: phosphomevalonate kinase activity. NCBI's taxonomy places the organism in Eukaryota, Metazoa, Chordata, Aves, Galliformes, Phasianidae. The record is from RefSeq and is a predicted model, not a curated record. Gene Ontology annotation, biological process: cholesterol biosynthetic process; isopentenyl diphosphate biosynthetic process, mevalonate pathway.
UGUAACCGGGAUGGCGGAACCACGAGCGGUGCUGCUGCUCAGCGGCAAAAGGAAAUCGGGGAAAGAUUUCGUGGCGGCGGAGAUUCAGAACCGGUUGGGACCCGACGUGUGCACCGUGCUGCGGCUGUCCGGACCCCUGAAGGAGCAAUACGCCAAGGAGCACGGCCUGGACUUCCAGCGGCUCCUGGAUGCCAGCGCCUACAAGGAGCAGUUCAGGCAGGACAUGAUCCGAUGGGGAGAGGAGAAACGCCGCGCCGACCCCGGGUUCUUCUGCCGUGCUGCGGUGCAGGGAGCAGCACAGCCGGUGUGGGUGGUGAGUGACACGCGGCGCCUGUCGGAUGUGGAGUGGUUCCGGGAUGCUUAUGGGGCCAUGGUGCUGACUGUGCGUGUGACGGCCAGCGAGGAGACGAGGAGGAAGAGGAGCUGGGUCUUUGUGGCAGGGGUGGACGACGCUGAGUCCGAGUGCGGCCUGGACCAGGGGGUGUCCUUUAAUUGGGUGAUCACCAACGAUGGGGACGGGGCAGCCCUGGCUUCACAGCUGGAGGAUCUGCUGCAGGACGUCCGCAGCCGCCUGUAGCCAUGGGAUGGGGAUGGAAAGGAUGUGGGGACCUCAUCCAUCCCUGGGGGCUUCACCCUUUGUGGGGUCUCAUGGGGUUGUGGUGCUGGGGAAGGUGGAGACCCCCAAUCCCCCCUUAAGAACUUCCAUCCGCAGAGGCUGUGCCUUCCUGCAGGAUUAGUUUUGCUGCUGCUCAGGGACCCUGAACCACAGCAUGGGGACAGUGCCCCGUGUCCCCCCCUGCCCUGUGGUGCCUCCAAAUAAAGCUCUGUCGCUGGA